AUGAAUACCGGAGAAUAUGGCUACCCAAAAUUUAACUUCGAGCAGCAAGCACACACAGUUUCCAUUCCGCCGCCACAACCAUUCAUAAAAUCAUUGAAGAACACCGUGAAAGAAACACUUUUUCCCGAUGACCCACUGCGGCAAUUCAAAGAUCAGCCACCGUCACGCAAAUUUAUACUCGGAAUUCAGUAUAUCUUCCCCAUUUUCGACUGGGGAUCUCGUUAUAAUUUAAGUUUCUUUAAAUCCGACAUAAUCGCCGGUAUCACCAUUGCAAGUUUAUCAAUCCCUCAGGGAAUCAGCUACGCUAAGCUAGCGAACCUCCCGCCGAUAUUCGGCCUGUAUUCAAGCUUCGUUCCGCCGUUAGUAUAUGCGAUGAUGGGAAGUUCUAAAGAUUUAGCGGUGGGGACGUUCGCAGUGGCGUCGUUGCUAAUAGGUUCGAUGUUAGGUGCGGUGGUGAACGCCAAUGAAAACCCAAAGUUGCAUCUUCAGUUAGCCUUAACGGCGACGUUCGUCGCCGGAGUUCUGUUAUUAUAA
Molecule: messenger RNA, 534 nt
Organism: Lactuca saligna
Lineage: Eukaryota; Viridiplantae; Streptophyta; Magnoliopsida; Asterales; Asteraceae
Source: the annotation of a GenBank genome assembly